Messenger RNA from Schistocerca piceifrons (Central American locust), 1672 nucleotides. Its product is annotated as nose resistant to fluoxetine protein 6-like. The coding region runs from base 146 to 1672 and encodes 508 amino acids. Lineage: Eukaryota; Metazoa; Arthropoda; Insecta; Orthoptera; Acrididae. The transcript has 12 exons. The record is from RefSeq and is a predicted model, not a curated record. Gene Ontology annotation, molecular function: acyltransferase activity, transferring groups other than amino-acyl groups.
UACACAGUUGGUGCAAACACAAACGCAAGUGGACCCACUUAAAUGUCAUGUCAAAAACUCCACCUCAUUAAGAGCAGUUGACUGGGCUGCAAUAGGCAUUUACAUCUUCUUCAUUGUAUUAAUUGCCCUGAGUACUGUAUAUGAUAUGGUUGCUAAAGCACAAGGUGCUAAGCAGAAGUUAUUCACAGCAUUUUCAGCAACUAAAAACUGGAAGCAAUUAAUGAGUGUGAAAUCACCAUAUGGCUCUUUAUCAGCCCUUAAUGGAAUGACAUUCAUAACUAUAGGAUGGGUGAUGGUCUCACACAGAUAUAUCAUUGGCUCAACCAUACCAAGUGACAAUGGUAACACUUUCAUGAAUAUGAUGUUUGGAGACUGGAAAUAUGUACACAUACUGAGUGGUUCUCUUGCAGGAGACACAUUUCUCAUGAUAAAUGGUUUACUUUUAGCCUACAUGUUCUUGCAAGAAAUUGAUAAAGUGCAAAAGUUUAACUUACCACUAUUUUAUAUCAGUCGUUAUUUGAGGAUGACUCCUGCUUAUGCCAUGGCAGUAUUAUUUAAUUCAUCUCUACUGAUUCAUAUGGCAUCUGGACCACUCUGGGAUGCACAUGUGAAACCAAUAAUGGAAACCUGUCAAUCUGAUUGGUGGGCCGAUAUCAUUUACAUAAAAAAUUAUUACAACCCUUUAUCAGAAUGUGUGAGUCAAAGCUGGUAUUUACAAGUGACAAUGCAGCUAUUCUGGUUAUCACCACUUCUACUGUACCCUCUCUGGAAAAUGCCAAAAAUAGGGAAAAUCCUCUUGGUUAUCUGUUUUAUCAUUGGACUGGCAAUAGAUUUUGGUGUUGCAUAUGGAUUUGAGAUUAGAGUUUCAGUGCCAGAACGCAGAGCUAACAUUGAAUGGGAUAAUGAUUACAAGACAAGAAUGUACUAUACUACACACACUCGGUACAAUUCUUGGCUUGUUGGAGUAAUCACUGGGUACAUGCUUCACAAUAUUAAAAAGCAAAAAGCUGAGUUUAAGAUGCCAAAAGUCACCACAAUUGUGACAGUGAUUACUUUAACAUUUCUCACAAUAGGCACAGUAUUUGCAUUGUACCCCUUCAAUCUUCCAAAUUAUGUGUAUAGCCCUGUCAAUGCAGCAUUUUUUCACACAUUUAUCAGAACAGGUUGGUCUACAGGAGUUGCACUAUUGGUGUUUUCAUGCUGUACUGGUUAUGGGGGUGCUAUUAAUGCAUUACUUUCAUGGAAAGUGUUUGCACCAUUAUCUCGUAUCACUUAUUCCAUGUUCCUCACUCAUGGAGCAAUACAAAUGAUGCUGAUGUACAGAACAACAGCAAUAAUUCAUCUGGAUGAUACAAAUGUGGUAACUGCAUUCAUCUCUGACAUGAUCCUCUGCAUGGCAGUGUCUAUACCAUGGUUUAUUGCCUUUGAAGCACCAUUUGGUGUAAUAGAGAAGACAUUAUCAGGUCAUGUGAGUCUUUCCAUCAGUGCAAUGUCAACAGAUGACAGUGAAAGGAAAGUGGAUGAGGAAUCUCUGAAAAAUGCAAGAACAUCGCAAGAACAAGCAGAUUUAAAAAUUCAUCCAAUGAUACUUUUGCAGCUGUCAUAUUAUGUGCAAGGCUUAUUAUGUAUAUUUGUGAACAAAGGUUUAAUACAUACCAUAUGCACAGUUUAA